UUCUCAUGUCAUUCUCUUGAGGAGAGGAAAUGAUUGUAGUGGAACGUGUCCCAAAUACGCCACUGCUACGGAGCCUUCGCAGUUCAGAAACGUUCCUGGAAGAGCAAAUUUAGCCCUUUGCUGUUUGUGUUCUGGAAUCUGUCUUGGUAGAAAGGGAAAUAAAAAUGACGACUUCGUCUAUCAGACGGCAGAUGAAGAACAUUGUGAACAAUUACUCAGAGGCCGAAAUCAAAGUUCGGGAAGCGACCUCGAAUGACCCCUGGGGUCCUUCCAGUUCGUUGAUGACUGAAAUAGCAGAUCUGACCUACAAUGUUGUGGCCUUUUCUGAAAUUAUGAGCAUGAUCUGGAAACGACUGAAUGACCAUGGCAAGAACUGGCGACACGUCUACAAGGCCCUCACUCUCUUAGAUUACCUGAUUAAAACUGGGUCCGAGAGGGUGGCCCAGCAGUGUAAAGAGAAUAUUUUUGCUAUCCAGACAUUGAAAGAUUUUCAGUACAUCGAUCGAGAUGGGAAAGACCAGGGCAUCAAUGUGAGGGAGAAAUCCAAGCAGCUGGUGUCCCUUCUGAAGGACGACGAGCGCCUCAAGACAGAGAGGGCCCAAGCCCUGAAGACCAAAGAACGCAUGGCUCAGGUGGCCACUGGGGUGGGCAGCAACCAGAUAACCUUUGGCCGAGGCUCCAGCCAGCCCAACCUGUCCACCAGCUACUCAGAGCAGGAGUAUGGCAAGUCUGGAGGAUCCCCAGCAUCCUACCAUGGCUCAACAUCCCCUCGAGUGUCCUCAGAGCUGGAGCAGGCACGGCCCCAGACGAGUGGGGAGGAGGAGCUGCAGCUGCAGCUGGCGCUGGCCAUGAGCCGGGAGGUGGCGGAGCAGGAGGAGCGCCUCAGACGCGGAGAUGAUCUGAGAUUACAGAUGGCUCUGGAGGAGAGUCGCAGAGACACAAUUAAAAUUCCCAAAAAGAAGGAGCACACCACUCUGUUGGACCUGAUGGAUGCUCUGCCCUCCUCGGCACCGGCCCCAUCCAAAAGCGAGCCCUGGGGACCUCCUGCUGCUGCUGCUGCCGCCAACCAAACGGAUCCCUGGGGAGGAUCCACAGCUGCAGCCCCUGCCUCUGACCCCUGGCAAUCAUUUGGUGCCAAACCAGCUCCUUCUGUUGACCCUUGGGCAGCACCAGCAGGAUCCACAGCUCAGCCUCUGGCCAAAAACGUGGACCCUUGGGCUCCUGCACAGCCAUCUUCUACUGCAGCAAAAUCUUCUGUGGAUCCUUGGGGAUCAGCACCUGCAAACAAACCUCUCUCUACUUCUGGAAGUACAUCUUUUGACCUCUUCAGUAAUUUGAAUGGUACAGUUAAAGAUGAUUUUUCUGAAUUUGACACACUUCGAACUUCCAAAAAGCCAGCUGAAUCAGGUUCCACUCUGCCACCUCAGCACAGCGGUACCACGAGUCCUGAUCUCUUUGAGUCCCAGCACUCGAGUGGGACAUCAGGCAAACAAAGCACGGCCAGAAAAACCCCAGAGUCCUUCCUGGGCCCCAACGCUGCCCUGGUGAACCUGGAUUCCCUGGUGUCUAAGCCACCACAGCCUGUUACUUCUCUGAACCCAUUCUUGGCACCAGGCGCCGCUACCACAGCGACUCCAAUCAACCCCUUCCAGGUGAACCAGCCUCAGCCACUGACCCUGAACCAGAUGAGAGCCAGCCCCGUGAUGGGGAGCAGCCCCUCCUUCAGCACCGUGCCCCCGAUGAGCAUGGAGCCAAUACCUCUGUCUUCCAUGGCCCCCGUGCCCGUGGGGAUGGCACCGCUGCCGGCCAUGGGCACCAUCAGGAUGGGCCAGGGGCUGAGCAUUGCAGGAUCAAUGCCCCAAGCUCUGCACAGUACAGGAAUGCCACCUGCAGCCUCCCAGGCUGCAAAUACAACUAACCCUUUCCUCCUAUAAAGACCCAAUUAAAGGAACUUUUCUUUU
Messenger RNA from Cinclus cinclus, 1961 nucleotides. It is a transcript of the gene EPN2, whose product is annotated as epsin 2. Gene Ontology annotation, cellular component: plasma membrane; clathrin vesicle coat; endosome. The coding region runs from base 165 to 1934 and encodes 589 amino acids. The transcript has 8 exons. Lineage: Eukaryota; Metazoa; Chordata; Aves; Passeriformes; Cinclidae. The record is from RefSeq and is a predicted model, not a curated record. Gene Ontology annotation, molecular function: phospholipid binding; clathrin binding. Gene Ontology annotation, biological process: endocytosis.